AUGAGCAACAGUUCCCUGACCGGCCUCUACCAGUCUGCAAACAGUAGCACGUCUACUCUCCGUCCUCGAACCGGCCGCCUUAUAUCCUACGUCGACGAUGAAGGUACCGAGUCCACUGCCAUCUCUACCUCUACCUCCUCAACCCCGCCACUAUUCUCCAGCAGAGGCGUCUCGCCCAACGACGCCCCGGUAACCAGAUCGAAGUCGACGGACAAGCCCCGACAUGGCCGAACAAGCAAAACGCAUGCAAGGUCGUCCUCGGGCACUCCAACCCUAACUGGAGGAAACCAGGGGCUGUGGGAACCUUGGACCUCACUCCAAGGCUUUGCGUCCACGUUGCUAGGGAACGAAGUGUCAGGUCCCUCCAAGGAUAAGACCGCAGCCUCGUUGAAGAAGCCUCUUUGGAUGAAACAAGACAAUCACUAUGGCUCAAAAAACGCCGCCCCGCAAUGGGGUCCCUCCAUCCAACCCUCUACAAAUCAACUCCAGGGCACCGUCGAAGAACGCCAGGCAAUGGUCCAGGCGAAGAAGAGGGAGGCACUGCUCCUUGCAAGUGCAUCAGGGAACCGCGAUCAUCUGGGCAAAUUUAAGAGACGUGAUUCAGAUGCGGACACUGCCACAACCGCUCCCACCGACCAGAGUGAAGAUGCCCUUGUUUACAUGCACAAGGUUGAGAAAGGCGACACGCUGGCUGGAGUCAUCAUCAAGUAUAACUGUCAGGCUGACCUCUUCCGAAAAGUGAAUCGAUUCUGGCCAAAUGACAACAUCCAAACGCGGACUCAUGUAUUGGUACCCUUGGAAGGCUCCACCGUCAGGGGGAGGAAAGUUGACAGUCCAUAUCUCUCCAGAGAUCUCUUCGAUCCAGAACUCGACCGCCUCUCUAUCCAAGCCGUCUCGAACUCAAAACCGAAAGACGCUGGCCUCUUGCCGUCCAAUGGUAUGCACGACCCUUCUCGGGCAAAGGCGACCAUCUCGUCUUCUACUUUGACCUCCGAACCCCUAUCGCUCAUCACCUCCCUCUCGGAAGAAAUCGAGUUUAAACAUGACUGCUGGGUCAUGCUGCCCAACAUCAAAGAAGCCAUCGAAGUCUUACGCGUCCCUCGUCGUGCGCUAGGCUACUUCCCGCGCCCCCGUCGGAAAUCGAAUGCCACCUCCACCGCUUCACCUAACCCUACACCCAAAUCCUCCUUUGAUAUACUCCGCCAUCCCCCCACUCACGCCGCGCAAACCUCUGCUUCAUUGAACGUCUCCCCUGCCCGCCGGCCCGUGUUUCCCUCAUCCCGGCUCAGCUCGUCCGGUCGCCAACGAUCUUCCAGCGCUACAGGAGGGAAUCCCUUCGCCGAUGCCCUUCGCGGGCCCGGAGGAGUUGGUACCCUUCGCGGUCUGCGGACAGAGGCUUCUCGUCCAGGUCCGCCCGACGAUCCACUCAACCGCAAAUUCAACCAAUAUUUCCCGGACUUCCUCCCAGCGGCCGGGGAAAUCCCUCGAAUGGGUUUCAGCGCAAGAGCGUCCACGUCGCGAUCGACGCCCCGCGCGAGCUCCGAGUCGGUGAGAAGCUUGCGAUCCAACUCGAAUAGUUCGGGGCUUGCAGGUGAUGUGAGCGGCACGAUUGAAGGAUGGGUGAGGAAGAUGGCCGGCGCGGCAGGGAAAAGGGAACGAAAUGCUGCGGUUGAUAAAAUGGGGGACCUGAUCGAGUUGGAGACGAAUACUGAAACUCACGAGGACAGGCACGUUCAGGUUGGCGAAGAAGAUGACGAGGAGGAAAAUACCACACCGACAGCUAGCACGACAGAGUCUGCGACAGAAGAAGCGCUUCUGAACGAAAGGUUUCCCCUGAGGGGCAGGGUGAGGAACGCAUAUGUCUCUCAGAGCUCGGGGAAAGAUAAGGACGAUUGA
Cladophialophora psammophila CBS 110553 is the source of this 1896-nucleotide messenger RNA. RefSeq lists its product as uncharacterized. Lineage: Eukaryota; Fungi; Ascomycota; Eurotiomycetes; Chaetothyriales; Herpotrichiellaceae. The transcript has a single exon. The record is from RefSeq and is a predicted model, not a curated record. Bases 1 to 1896 code for a protein of 631 amino acids.